Centruroides sculpturatus (bark scorpion) is the source of this 1744-nucleotide messenger RNA. RefSeq lists its product as uncharacterized. Gene Ontology annotation, molecular function: protein-folding chaperone binding; ATPase inhibitor activity. The record is from RefSeq and is a predicted model, not a curated record. Lineage: Eukaryota; Metazoa; Arthropoda; Arachnida; Scorpiones; Buthidae. Gene Ontology annotation, cellular component: cytoplasm. The coding region runs from base 474 to 1736 and encodes 420 amino acids. The transcript has 3 exons.
UAAAUGGAUGGAUCAAGUUGCCAAAUCUCAUUCAUAUAAUCCUUUAUGGUUACAACUACAAGAUAUAUAUGGUGCAACUAAUUAUAAACCAAAAGUAACAAGAAUUAUAGUGACUGGGAAGAAAAUGAAUAUAAUUUAUAGAUUUCUGUUUGUGCUCAGUUAUUUUAUUCGGUGUUGUGAUGUGUACGACCAAGAACAAGAAAUGGUAUUUCUUCCAGAAAAUUAUAUUUGUUUGGAUACAAGGCAUUCACCAGUAAAAAGACCAAAUACUGCUGGAUCUCCAGUUGUUUUAAACAAAGAUAAAGUCCAUGAUGUUGAACCUAUUGUUAAUUACGUUUCUGACAGCUGUGAAAAAUAUGACAGAGAACUUCAAAAUGAAACUCUAGAUAUAAAAGAUAUGCCUGAGAGUUUAAAAGUAAAAUGCCAACCACUUAAAACAGAAAAUGGUAUUAUUUCAGAAAUUACACUUGUAAAUGAUCUUUGUGAGAAUGGUGCAAUGGCUGGAAAAAUUUCAAAGCAAAAGGAGGAGAAAAAAAUCUUUAGAUGAUAAGGUGAAGCUACAAAAAAUUUUAUGUUGGGAAAAAUUUCAUUCAAAUCAUAAGAAUUCUGUUUUAGCCAAUCAUAAUUCUAAACAGUUAGACAGAAUAUUUAAAGAGAAGCAAAAUGUGGAGUUUUUCAUUGGAGAAAAUCCAAAAAUUGACCAACAAAUACGAAAUAAUUUCGCUACAAAAGAAGAAAGGUUAAAGUGGCACGACUUUGUAUGCCAGGCAAAUCAUUUCUUGUGUAAGGAAUGCAAAGAUAAAGAUUUCUGUGAGUUUUGUGAACAUUUCAGAAAUUCAAAUGUGUAUAAUGAUAAAUCAUUUCAAGACUUGCUUUCUUCUGUGGAAAGUAUGCUUUAUGACAGCAAAGAUCCACUUGCAAAUAAGUCAAUGAAAAAUAUUAAUGAGAUUGAAAAUAUGAAUAAAAAGCAUAAGUAUUCAAAUCAUCCUGAAGAAGGCAAAUUAGUCUGUUCAUUACCUUAUAAAAUAGAUCAUGUUAUAGAUAAUUCAAAUUUGUUUGCAAAUCCUCUUUUCACUGUUAAUGAGAUUGAAGAAAAUGAUGAUAAUGCUACAUCAGAAAAUGAUACGCAUUUAGAAAAGUCAAAAACUGCAAAUCAAGAUAUUCCAUUAAAUAAAGAUAAUCAAACAUUUAUUCAAUCUAUUGAUGAUAGCAAAUUAUUUAUGCAAGAAUAUCAUAAUCUUAGAUUUACACCUCAAAAAUCUAUAGGUUUUACUCUCACUAAUGAACAGGAUGCUAAAUCAAAAUUAGAAGUAAAUUGUGACAACUAUUGCAUUAGAUCGGAAAGUCCAGAAGAAGGUUAUCAUAGUAUGGAAGAUACCAAACAAAAUCAGACAGAAUUUUGUUUGAAAAACACUAAUACAUCUUUUCAGGUGGAGGAACUAUUUGAUAAUUUACCAAAUCGCUUGGAAAUGCCAUUUUUAAGGAUCAAAGAAAGAGAACACAAAAAAGAAAAUGUUUAUAAAAGUUUAGGAUGGUCUUUAAUGGCUGGAAUUAAUGAUCAUUUUAUGCCAUGUUUCUGUUUACAAGGAAUACAUGGAGAUUUUAGAAAUAAAUUAAAUCAUAGAAAUCUCAGGGAUGAAAUUGUUGAAGAUUUAGUGGCAUCUGCCAAAUUCUCAUUUAUUGAAGAUGAAGUAUCUGAAGCACUGUGUAUCUUGGCUGAUACUGAUCAUUGGUAAGUUGUAAU